AUGGAUUCCCAACCUCAGAAAAUUCAAACCCAUAUCUCAAAAGCCUGGGAACUCAGACUUGUGUUAUGUGAAAGAACUGAUGGACAGCAUAGGGCGACACUGGAAUGUAGACAUAUUGAAAGAGGCCUUCCCGCACUCACGACCCAGUGCAUUAGUUCGCGACCACGUGAGUUUCACCGAGAGGAGCUAGAGACUCGCGUCACUCGAGUGACUACUUGUGCCAGCCCGGCACCCGCGGCCCGAGAUGGCAUCCGCGACGCUGUAAGUGUUGCCGCGCGAGACCAGGCACUCGCGAUCCGAGUCGCUGUCCACGAGGUCGUGAGUGCCGCUCGAGAGAAGCCCCGUGCCAGCACCAACUCGCGACCCGAUGUGAGCCCCGCAACCCUGCGAAUUCCUGAAUAUAUAGCAUUAUUAUCCACGAUCAAUGGGCAAAAAGAGCAAAGCUUAUCGUGA
Messenger RNA from Striga asiatica, 453 nucleotides. The record is from the annotation of a GenBank genome assembly. Lineage: Eukaryota; Viridiplantae; Streptophyta; Magnoliopsida; Lamiales; Orobanchaceae.